AUGCUACCCGCGCUGGCCGUGUUUGGCGUCGUCGUCCUUGGCGUCGUCUACCAGCAGUACUGCCUUCCAAAGGGCAAAGUCGCGCCACCCAGUGUCUACUGCGCGCCGGACGACACGACCACGCGGCCUGGCCACGGCCCCAUCUACCGCACCGGGCCGUUUCCGAAGCCAGCGUACGGAACGCCGCUCGAGACACUCGAGGCGUCCGUGCGUCGGUACCCCACCAACCCCUUUCUCGGCCACCGACAUGCCAACGCCUCGUACGUCUGGGCCACGUACGAGCAGGUGUACGCGCGCAUAUGCAACCUCGCGUCGGGCCUCGUGCAGGGAGAGCUGCUCGACGCCUCGGGCAUCGCGUGCAUCUACAUGAAGAACCGGCCCGAGUGGGUCCUCGCGCAGUACGCGAUCAGCUACUGCGGCGGCACGGUCUCGUGCCUCUACGACUCGCUCGGCGCGACGUCGACCAAUUUCAUUUUACAGCAGACGGCUGCGACCGUGGUCUUUUGCACGACAGCCGAGCUCCCGCGGCUGGUGACGACCCCGACGCUCCGCCACAUUGUGCUCUGUGACGUGGCCAUGGCACCGGCGACAACGAUUCCCGGAUGCAGACUCUGGACGCUCGAAGAGAUUGAAGCGCUGGGCCGCCCGCACCCGAUGGCGCCGCAGCCUCGCGACGCCGACGACGUCUGCUUCCUCAUGUACACGAGCGGCACGACGGGUGAUCCAAAAGGUGUGCAGCUCACGGGUCGCAACCUCUUGAGCUGCAUGAUGGGCAUCGAAGAUCGGCUCAAGCAAGGUCGCAUGGCGCCGCACUUUCACUGUGGCGCCGUGCACCUCUCGUACCUCCCGCUGGCGCACAUUCUCGAGCAGCUCAUCCACUGUCUCGUCAUCACGUACGGCGCGUCCAUUGGCUUUGCUCAAGGCCCCACGUCGUUGCUGCUCGAUGACCUCCAGACGCUGCGCCCGACGCUCUUUGUGACCGUGCCGCGUCUCCUCAACAAGAUCUACGACAAGGUCCUCGCGCAAGCCACUGCUGCGGGCGCCACCAAGGCCGCGAUCUUCCACCACGCCUUGGCCGUCAAGCAGCAAGGCCUGCAGCAAGGCUUCACGUGCCAUCCGCUCUACGACAAAAUCGUGUUUGCCAAGAUCCAAAAGAAGCUGGGCUUGGAUCGGUGCAUUGCCAUCUUGACAGGGUCCGCGCCCGCAUCGGACGACGUCUUGGGCUUUUUCCGGUGCCUCUUUUCGUGCCCCGUUCUCGAAGGCUACGGCCAGAGCGAGUGCACGGGCGCCGUCAACAUCACGGACAUCAACGACCUGACGCCUGGCUCGGUCGGCGCGCCCCUGUCGUCCUGCGAGAUGAAGCUGGUCUCGGUGCCCGAGAUGGGCUACAACGUCUCCGACACGCUCCACGGCGACAGCGACGAGACGCGCAUGCCUGUCAACGGCCGCGGCGAGGUGUGCUACCGCGGCCCGUCCAUCUUUACGGGCUACUUUAAGGACGACGCCAAGACCCAGGAGGCCGUCGACGACGAAGGCUGGCUCCACUCGGGCGAUAUUGGCGUCUGGACGCUCGAUGGCCGCCUCAAGAUUCUCUCGCAGGGCGAGUACGUGGCCCCCGAGAAGAUUGAAAACAUCAUCAAGAGCAGCGUGUACGUCGCCCAGCCGUUUGUCUAUGGCGACUCGCUCCACGCCGUCCUCGUCGGUAUCAUUGUGCCCGAAGAAGCCGAGAUCGAAGCGCUCGCCAAGUCGCUCAACAUCUCGGGGACGUUCCAAGAGCUCUGCGCCAACGCCAAGAUCAACGAGAUUGUUCUUAAGGACAUUGUGGCCGUCGGCAAGAAGGGUCUUCUCAACGGCUUUGAGUGCGUCCGUGCCAUUCUUCUGCACCCGGACCCGUUCACGGUCGAGAACGACCUCUUGACGCCGACGUUCAAGAUCAAGCGCAACGACGUCAAGAAGCUUUUCAUCAAGCAGAUUGACGCGCUCUACGUCAAGACGGGCGACGUCGUCGCGGGCAAGAACGUCCAUCAGCAGUAAGCAUGCGUGUAUAAAACAGUUCUGUACGAGUGCA
Saprolegnia parasitica CBS 223.65 is the source of this 2068-nucleotide messenger RNA. RefSeq lists its product as hypothetical. The coding region runs from base 1 to 2034 and encodes 677 amino acids. Lineage: Eukaryota; Oomycota; Saprolegniomycetes; Saprolegniales; Saprolegniaceae. Gene Ontology annotation, molecular function: long-chain fatty acid-CoA ligase activity. Gene Ontology annotation, cellular component: endoplasmic reticulum; membrane. The record is from RefSeq and is a predicted model, not a curated record. The transcript has 4 exons.